This is a messenger RNA of Penicillium cosmopolitanum, 699 nucleotides long. RefSeq lists its product as uncharacterized. The record is from RefSeq and is a predicted model, not a curated record. Lineage: Eukaryota; Fungi; Ascomycota; Eurotiomycetes; Eurotiales; Aspergillaceae. Bases 1 to 699 code for a protein of 232 amino acids. The transcript has a single exon.
AUGACUUCUCAACUUGAACCUCAUCCUGAUAUUUCAAAGACACCUCGUCGGGGCAGCCACAGCUCUGACGAAUCCUCAAUUAUCAACGACAUCCUACCCACAACACCAAAUUCACGCCUCUUCCACAUUUAUAAUAAGCGCCGAAGAUCCGAUUUCGCCAUAUAUACCGCGGAGAAAUCUCCUUUCGCAUAUGUGCGAUGCUCGUCUAUGACCAUUGGCAAACCAGACCUAACAUACCACGCCGGCGAAAACGAGGAUGGCCCCAUCAAAGCAACCUGCAAAUAUGUAACUUUCUCCCGACACUGCAAAAUAGGGCUCGGUGACCCGGAUGAUCCAAACAUCGCCUGGGAAGAUCUCAUACGCCACAAGCUCACAACACAUUAUCGAUUCGAGAUCACACUGGAGGAUAGUGUUACAGGGUCGCUCAAGAGGGAGGCUUUUGUUUGGAAGCGAACUAACAGCGUUGGGAUUGGAGAGGAUAAACCGUCCAAGCUGAGUUCAAAGUGUUUUAAGCUUCAGAAUGAAGCGACAGAAGAGGUUAUCGCUGUUUAUUUGAAUGGUGGACUGAAAACAUGGAAGAAGUGUGGCAAGUUUCAGAUUGAUGUUAAUUAUGGGAGUGUUUUUGAUACUAUGGUUUUUAUCACGGGACUAGGGUUAUUGGAGAAGGAAAGACGUCGAGAGAGGAGGAGUAAUUAUUAA